GAACCCAACACAACUCUACCGCGGUUGUGGUGAGAGAGACCUGACUGACUGCAUCCACGCUUGUGACCGUGAACUGAAAUUACCUAAACUGAGUUUCUUUCCGAGCCUUUGUUUCUUUAAAGCGCUCUCUUCUGUUAGUGUGCUAAAGAAUCUAUUGUAAUCGAGGACACGCGCGACGUGGAACCACUAGAAACAUGAGCAAAGUCCAAGGCGGGAUGAAAUGUGUGAAAUACCUCCUUUUCGUUUUUAACUUCAUAUUCUGGCUGUCCGGCUCGCUGGUGGUGGCCGUGGGCCUGUGGCUGCGCUUCGACCCGGACACCAUCUCGCUCCUGAACGGAGAUGACGCCCCAGACACCUACUUCAUUGCCGUGUACAUCCUCAUCGUUGCUGGAGGGGUCAUGAUGCUGGUGGGAUUCUUUGGUUGCUGUGGGGCUGUGCGGGAGUCACAAUGUCUUCUAGGAUUGUUCUUCGCCUGUUUAAUGAUCAUCUUUGGGGCGGAGGUGGCCGCAGGAGUCUUUGGAUUCUUGAACAAAGACACGAUCAUUAAUGAGGUUGAGGGCUUCUACCUGAGCUCUCUGCAGGAUAAUUUGACCAAUGGCACCAACGUCGCCACCCUGUACCACACUGUUCUGCAGUGCUGUGGAGGCACCGAACCCAACCCGACCCUGUGUCCAGACGCCGAGACUGAGAAUUGUGUGGAGGCCAUCGAUGAGUAUUUCAAUGAAAAGCUCUUCAUCAUCGGAUAUGUGGGGAUUGGUAUCGCAGGGGUUAUGAUUAUUGGGAUGAUCUUCAGUAUGGUUCUGUGUUGUGCCAUCCGAAACAACAGAGAAGUCAUUUAAUCCCCUCAGUUAACUACCCCCCCCCCAACUCCCUCACCUCCCCCAAAUCUCCCAUUCCCGUCCCCAGCCUCAGCUCAGUUAAGCUGUCCCAACCUCUGCAUUUGUGGUGGGAUGGGUCACUCCAUUUGGACUUUGACGUUUGGGGGGGUGGGGGUGGUUGUUCUUUCAUAGGGACACAUAGCACAAAAAAACACUCCAAAAACAUCCAUAUUUGUCCAAUUGGGGUUUAUUUCAGUGGUGUGUGCGGGGUCUGAUGACAUCAUUCGUAGGAGAAGCAGUGGUUUCCCUCAAAGCUGGACUGGACCUGCACUGACUUGCCCCUACCCAUUUGAAAAGUAAUUCCCCCGGCUGGCAUAUUGCUUUUGUUUGCACAUCACACAUACCUGCUCAGUCCUCACCCCUCCUCCACACACACAUAGCCCGCCUGCCAUAUUUGUGUAGACAGAGGUGCACACUGUACUGUGCAUACAGCUGAGGCUCGGAUGGUGAGAGUCUUCAUAAAGUCCGCUUUGUCUUCUUGACCACACAGAGGUACGAUUCACACACCAGUAAACCUAACACAAUCUGACUCAGUGUAGACCAGACCAGGGCCUCUCAAAUCCUCCCCACUCUGCAUGCGAUCCAUCUGUCUCUGCUCAGCAUACCUGCCUAAGCUUGUCAGAGAAACACACGAUGACAGAUGAUUCUGCCAGUAAAAAGCAUUAUAAUUAUUCUGACGUCAGGCAGUAUGGCUAGUGCUUAGUUAGUGCAGGGAUAGAUAGAGUAUUCUAAACAGGGGAGAUGCAGGAGCUGUGCUGAAAAGCUCUGGCUUAGAUAAGAUAACAACCAAUGUUGGACUCUCACUCUCUGACCCUAAGGUACCUCUAUGGUGAACGUUUCACGAAUGUGCUGACACGUACUCCAAGGUUGAAAGAUUGGUUGUAAAUAUCUCAAAUAAGAUGCAUUGUCCAGAUGUUUGUCAUUCUCUCCACAUCUGUCAUUGUGUCGUUCCUCAUUACUCAGCUGGGGUUGUGUGGCAUAACCCAGUUUCACCCUUCAGCCUUAUUCACACUUUCUAACUGCCUUUGGUCAUAAAUCAUGUUGUUUGCGUUAAAAUGCGCCAGCUGCCUAGCUAGGUUGUAAAGUACAAGCCAUCAUCACGACUGAGGACACCUGCACAUGAACUACAUAGGCUGUCACUGUCACAGCAGCAGGUAUGACGAGUCUGGAAGCUCUCACUUGCGAAGUCUAAAGAAGUGUCACGAAGUCUCACAAAGUCUGACGAAUCAUCUGGCGCUGCUGCUAAUACAACCGGGGUGAAUGUGCUUCUAACAUGUUUAACAUAAUGACUUAAUCCUGGUCAGUACACUCAGCCAGUCCCGUGGCAAGGCCUGGUGAUGUCAUGACCAGCUUUCAAGGUUCACUAACUUACUUUCAGGCCAGUCCUUAUAAAGAGUGGACAUGGGUUUUCACCCAUAUUUUUAGCGCAGGACCAUAACAGCAGCAUCACAACAACAGCACAAUGGUGAAAGUGAACUAUUCCCAGGAUAUUUCUCAGCUAAUGCAUUGAUAAUUCGUUAUAAUGAUUAUAAUUAUAA
Messenger RNA from Alosa alosa (allis shad), 2416 nucleotides. It is a transcript of the gene tspan2a, whose product is annotated as tetraspanin 2a. The record is from RefSeq and is a predicted model, not a curated record. The transcript is spliced from 8 exons. Gene Ontology annotation, cellular component: membrane. The coding region runs from base 195 to 839 and encodes 214 amino acids. Lineage: Eukaryota; Metazoa; Chordata; Actinopteri; Clupeiformes; Clupeidae.